Molecule: messenger RNA, 1443 nt
Organism: Triticum turgidum subsp. durum (durum wheat)
Lineage: Eukaryota; Viridiplantae; Streptophyta; Magnoliopsida; Poales; Poaceae
Source: the annotation of a GenBank genome assembly
AUGGAGGCGCUCCUCCGGUGGGCGGCUGAGCUGGGCGUAUCCGACUCCCCGUCCGCGCCCACCACAUCUACCACGACCUCCUCCUGCCUCGGCCGCUCCCUCGUCGUCGCUGAUUUCCCUGCCGCGGGCGGGAGGGGCUUCGCGGCGGCUCGGGACCUCCGGCGCGGCGAGCUGGUGUUGCGCGUGCCCCGCGCUGCCCUGCUCACCAGCGACCGCGUCAUGGCGGACGACCCCAGGAUUGCUUCCUGCGUAGAUGCCCAUCGCCCGCGCCUCUCUAGCAUCCAGAGACUGAUCGUAUGCUUAUUGGCUGAGGUGGGAAAGGGGAAGAGUUCUGGCUGGUACCUCUAUUUGUCUCAGCUGCCUACCUACUACACAAUCUUGGCUACCUUCAACAAUUUUGAAAUUGAAGCUCUCCAAGUUGAUGAUGCUAUUUGGGUUGCACAAAAAGUUCUUUCUGCCGUAAGAUCUGAGUGGGAAGAAGCAACACCGCUAAUGAGAGAAUUGGAUUUUAAACCAAAACUUUUGAUGUUUAAAACAUGGCUCUGGGCUUUUGCAACGGUAUCUUCACGGACGUUGCAUGUAGCAUGGGAUGAUGCUGGUUGCCUAUGUCCGAUAGGUGAUUUAUUUAAUUAUGCUGCUCCUGAUGAUGAUACUUCGUCUGAAGAGCAAGAUACAGAAGAAGCCAUGAAGUACCAGGAGAGAAAUGUUAUGUUGGAAGAGAUAAAGUUGGAUAGUUCAUCGGAAAGGAUGACAGAUGGGGGAUAUGAAGAUUCUAAUGCCUACUGUUUGUAUGCCCGAAAAAGAUAUAGGAAAGGGGAGCAGGUACUUCUGGGGUACGGGACAUACACAAACUUGGAACUUCUUGAACACUAUGGUUUUCUUUUGGAUGAGAACCCUAAUGAGAAAACUUACAUUCAGUUAGAUUCGGAGUUAUGUACUAUGGGUACAUGGCCAAAAGACUCCCUAUAUAUUCACCCAAACGGGCAUCCCUCAUUUGCAUUAUUAUGUGCAUUAAGGCUAGGGUCAACUCCUACAAACCGUCGAAAGUCCUUUAGUCACCAGAUCUACUCUGGAUCAAUGCUUUCUGUUGAAAAUGAGCUGGAGGUUUUGAAACGGUUGGGCAGCAAAUGUGUGGAAACUUUGCAGCAAUUGCCUACGACUGCUGAGUUGGAUGGGAGGCUGAUCCAUUUCCUACGCAGGCUACAGAACAGCACUAAUUGGAGAGCAGAUGUGGAGCAGUCGAGUUUCGGACAAGAAUUUGUCGUGUUUCUCCGGUUUCAUAGUCUGGACCUGGAUUGUACCCAGGAUCAGCUCCCAGUUCGACUCCUACGGUCUCUGGAGAGAUGGGAAUUAGCUGUCCGGUGGAGAUGUAGCUACAAGAUAGCUCUUACCAAGUGUGUUUUGUACUGUAAAUGUUUGAUUAAUGAGCUUUCCUUGCAAUAA